Messenger RNA from Gadus morhua (Atlantic cod), 3075 nucleotides. RefSeq names its product protein asteroid homolog 1. The transcript is spliced from 4 exons. The record is from RefSeq and is a predicted model, not a curated record. Gene Ontology annotation, molecular function: nuclease activity. Lineage: Eukaryota; Metazoa; Chordata; Actinopteri; Gadiformes; Gadidae. The coding region runs from base 148 to 1956 and encodes 602 amino acids.
CCUAAGGAGCCAUCGCAGUGUGUGUGUGUGCUGGCGUAUAAAGGAGCUGGGAUCCUCUCUGGGUGAGUCCAGUCGCCACAGAUAGGUAAAGUGAGAACUUCACCAGUCCAGUCACCCUUAAAGUUAGAGCUCGACCUGUCAGUCACCAUGGGGGUACAGGGCUUAUCUUCACUCCUGAAGGACAACAGAAGGAUCUCCCCGGACUUCCACUUCAGGGACAGCAAGCUGGUGGUGGAUGGAAAAAAUCUGCUCUACCACCUCUACUACUCGUCCAACCUGGACCAGAACCACGGCGGGGAGUACCUGGCCUUCCAGGCAGAGGUCCAGGCUUUCUUCAAGACUCUGUCCGACUGUGGAAUCAAACCAUACGUGGUGAUGGACGGAGGCAAGGGCACCAGCGACAUCAAACUGGACACCAUCCGGGACCAGUCCAGAGAGAUUAUCCAGAAGACCCAUGAGGCCGCUCUGACGGGCAAGAAGAUGUACAUCCUCCCCCCCCUCACCAAGCACGUUUUCCGACAGACGCUGAACGACCUGAAGGUACCGCUGGUCAAGUGCUUCAAAGAGGACGACGGCCGGCUGGCUGCCCUGGCCAAAGAGUGGUGCUGCCCGGUUCUGUCCACAGACAGCGACUUCUACAUCUUUGACCUUCCUGGGGGGCUUCUGCACCUGGAGCACUUCGAGUGGCGCCUAGUGGAGACGCGUCGUGGCAUCCCAUGCAGGCGAUACACCACGUCCAACUUCUGCUCCUUCUACCUCAUCAACCCCCAGCUGCUGCCCGUCUUCGCCUCGCUGGCUGGGAACGAAUACUUCAACUUCAGAGAUGUUAGGUGGGACAAAUACAUUCCAGCGGGAAAUCCCAGAAUGAACUUCAGAGCUGCUACCCUGCUGGGCCUCCUGAGUUGGCUUAGAGCCAGGACAGACCGGACGACAGAAGACACCCUGACAGCAGUGAUGAAACUCAUGCCCAGCAAGAGUCAACAGGAGCGGACGGAGGCGCGGAAGAUGCUGAGGAAGUCCAUGCUGGAGUACGAGCUCCCCAGCUCCUCUCUGCGGGGGUUCUUCAGUGAGGGAACCGUUCCACCGCUGCCCGCUGAGAUGUUGCGCUGCGUCCCCGACUGGGUCUGCGCGCAAGUGGCCAGAGGAGAGCUGAACGGGGACGUGUUGGGCCUGCUUGUGUACAGGCGGAUCAAACUGCGAACCCAGGUGGAACGCAGCGACCUACAGAGCUCCAACCUCACCUCGAAGCACAUCCGGCAGGUGUGGUACGGGCUGCUGCUGGGCCAGAGGGGGGGUGAGGUGGAGGAGGGGGACCGGGACGGUCUGGAGCUCGCCAGUUUCCAGGAGCGACCGCUGGUCCAAGGAGCCGCUCAGACGCUGAGGCUGGACUCUCUGCCCCAGGCAGACCCCGCUGUGAGGCUGCGGGUGUGUCUGGAGACGCUGGGCGUGGAGGAAGAGACGCUGGAGGGAGUUCCAGCUCACCUGCGCCUCCCAGUGGCUGUGACCCGCUACUGGCUGAUGAGGGCCAGCCCCGAGCCGACAGUCCUCAAAGCUCUGCUGAUGGUCAUGGUCCAAGGAGAACUGACCCGACUGACAGGAGGGACAACAGGCUGGCAGGGAGAUACCGACCACCUCUCUGAGCCUCUGGAUUGUGUCGUGGCUCACAGCUUCAACCAAUGGCAGGCCUGCCUGAAGGACGCCUCCCAGCUCAACCUGCUGCUCUGCAAGCCCCUUCCUAAACCCCACUUCGCCUGGUUGUACCAGGGCAGGCUGGUGCACCGGCUGCAGAAGGAGCUCCAGGAGAGGGAGCCAGAGGACAUCGUACAGGACGACCAGUUCAGGAGACUGUACUGGAGGCUCCUGGGAGCAGUGACCCAGCCAGACCCCGGGGCCAACAGGAGAGCUGGGGGGCCUGAGGGCCAGCAUGGAGCCCCUUCACCUCAACACCCAGGAUGAGGAGGAGGAGGAGGAGGAGGAGGAGGAGGAGGAGGAGGAGGAGGAGGAGAGGAGAGAGGGGGAGGAGGAGGAGGAGGAGGGGGAGGAGGGGCAGGAGGAAGAGGAGGAGGAGGGGGAGAGGAAGAGGAGGAGGAGCUGGGCGGGGCCGAAGCCUAGCGGAGGAAGAGCAUGGAGUGUAUUAUUCACUUCAGCCAGGAGGAGGAGGAGGAGGAGGAGGAGGAGGAGGAGGAGGAGGAGGAGCUGCGCAGGGCUGCAGGGCUCGGAUGGGUCUAGAGUGGAGGUUAAAAGCAGGAGGAGUAAGCAGUAGAGGGCGGGGUAGGGUGAGCAGGGGGGGGGGGGGGGGGGGGGGGGGGGGGGGGCUGAUGGGGCACAGUGUUGGGGUAAAGCGUUACAGUCAUAGAUUAAGCAGCAACAGAGUUAUAAAACCUGUUCUUCAUAUCAUUUUGGUAUUGCAUCAUCAAUAAGAACCUAGGAAGGAAGAAAAAGGAGAGUUGAGAACAGUAAAAGAUUAGAAUAGGAUGUUGCUCCUUUUUCUUCCCUCCUAGGUUCUGUUCUAGCGUGUUGCGGGUACUGGACUGGAUGCCUGGACUCUCCUCAUGGAUAACCGGCCAGAACCCCAUCACCAUUUUAAUAUGAUGUGCAUGUAUUUACCUGUAUGUCAAUUGUGGCACCCAUUGCACUCCUGACCAUCCCUGGAAGAAGGGAUCCCCUACACUGCGUUUCUUCUCAAGAUUUCUUCCUUGCUGAUUCAAGGGAGUUUUUUCUUGCCCGUGUGGGGGCAUGGGUAAAGGGGGGUGUCACAAAUAUUUGGCCUGUUAAGCCCUUUGAGACUGUAAUGGUGAUUAAGGGCUAUGCAAAUAAAAUUGGAUUGAAUUUAAUUGAAUCACAAUAUUAAGCUUGUAGGCUUUUUCUAAGCCUGAAUCAUGAGUUGUGUUUCGGGCUUGGUUAAAAUAUGUUAAUAUGAUCUGCUGAUCGAUCUUUCAAUGCAACAUAUACAGUAGAUACAUAUAUAUAUAUAUAUAUAUAUAUAUAUAUAUACACAUAUAUAUACAUAUUGUUUUUACUAUGCACUUAUUUAAUGUAAUUCAUGAUAUAAAUCAAUAAACUCAGAACAUGUCA